CUCCGGGUCAAGCUGAUGACGGGGUGAAAAUGGCGGAUCUUUCGAAAUCCUAUCCCAGCCCGAAAUAGAACCGCGGCUCAGCGGGGCUCUCUUCCCCCCCUCUCCGACGCUCCGAAUCGAUGCCUAGGUCUUUUUGUCCUCUCCCAACCACCCACCAACCCACUUCGUUGGCUUCACGCCGGGCGCGCGGAGCCGAAAGCCCGCGACCGGGGAGAUGCGAGCCGCUCCGCCGCAGGCAGCGGGAAGAUGAAAAGCGUGCUAGCCGGCUAGCUAGCGGCACCUUCUGCUCUUAUUUUUGGCGUUUAGGCAGGACAGAUAUCAUUUCUGGAAUUCGGAGGCCUGAGACACUUGGGCAGACGGUGCCAGUAUCUGGAGUUUUUAUUUAAACGAACUAGCUUAAGUGCUGUGGCGGCGUCCUUUGCGUCGGCCGACCGUCUUAUGUGUGCCAACGUCCCGCGGAAUCGCCCUCGCCGAGCGCCUGUCCGCGCAGCUCGGCUCCCCUUUGCCGGCUCUCUGUCGGCGGCCGUUGUUUCACUGCCGCCCCGGCGCCGGGCUGGGAGACCGAGGUACGCAGCUGGUUAAUUUAAAGCCGAAGACGGAGCCGUCUUUAACCCACACAGAUUGGGGAUGCUCUGGACUUCCGUGUUGCCCGUGGCUAAGCCAAAGGCUUCCGAAGAUGAACGUGGUGUCACCGGAGCUGAACAGCCUCCUUCCCGAUGAGAUCAUGGACACGGAGGCCAUUGUGAUGGAUGAGCUCCCGGCUGAGAGCACUGUGCUCACCGGCCAGGCGGAGGCGCCGGCGCCCAUGGAGACAGAGCUCUCGGAGAUGGUGGCCCUGAAUGUGGUUGCCAUGCCGACACAGAGGACACAGGCCCUGACCACGUCCACGACUGCGGACUCCACCCUGGGCAGCAUCAGCACUGGGACCCAGCUUCUGCUGACUUCCUCUGGUGCGGCAGUGCACAGGCCUGCCACACCCUCUGCUGGCAAGUCUGGCAGCCCUGGGGUCAGCAGCGGGCUGCAGAAACUCAGCACACCUUUCGCCAUCCCUGCCAACCAUCAGAUAAUUCUGAACAAGGUGUCCGCCGACACCAGGUCUCCUGCUCAGGCGCCCAAGCAGGAGGGACAGAAGCUGGUCGUCACCACCCUGCCCAAGGGGGGGCAGCCCAUCAUGCUGACACUGUCCCACACAGGGGCCAAGGCCGCUUCUGUGCAGGGCGCUGCCGAUGCCAAGGCGCCGCUGCAGCAGUUCCAGGUGGUGACCAUUGGUGGCCGUGCCGACCGGAAGCCUGUGAUGGGGGUCCAGGCAGUCAGCACGACCAGCCAGCUGCUGGCUCCUUCCCAGCAGUCCGCCCUGCAGGCCCAGCAGCUGAAGACGGUACAGAUUGCUAAAAAGACUCAAGCGUCGCCUUCAGGACAGAUGAUAACAAAGUUCAUAAUCACCAAACCACUCAACAGUAAAGGUCUAUCGGGUCAGACAUCCGUGUCGCCAGUAAUCCCAGGACGGGUGCUUCCCCAGAACCCCCCUGGAACCCCACCCCAGACCAUUGCCAGCUCCGAGACGGCCACCCUGCAGUCCAUGCCCAGCAGCAAGAUCGCCAUCUCUCCCCUCAAGUCCCCCAGUAAGCUGACUGUGGUCUCGGUGGCCUCCCAGGCCCCCAGCUCCCCCCAGAAGUCAGUGACCCUGCCCAUCAAUGUGGCCCUGGGCCAGCAGAUCCUGGCGGUCCAACAGCAGCCUGCAGCCUCCUCCCCAGCCAAGGUGGUCUCCAGCAGCUCCACACCACAGACUAUUAAGCCAGUGCAGACGGUGGCAGUCGGAGGGGUGGGCACGCCUCAGUACAAGACCAUCAUCCCGCUGGCCACACCCCCCAACGUGCAACCAAUCCAGGUGCCUGGCAGCCGUUUCCACUACGUCCGUCUGGUGACCGCGACAACCUCCAGUGGCACUGGGCAGACAGGAAGCCCCAACACAAACUCCCCCGCCAUCCAGACAGCCAAGCCGGUGGUGGUGAACACAGCGGCGGUGAGGAUGUCCGUGCCCCUCGUGCCGGCCCAGCCCAUGAAGCAGGUGGUCCCCAAGCCCCUGAGCAGCAGCUCCACCCCACAGGUGGUGACCAGCAGCCAGAGCCAGCAGCGUCUCAUCAUGCCCGCCACAGCCUUACCUCAGAUCCAGCCCAACCUCACCAACCUGCCCCCAGGCACAGUGCUGGCACCCGCCCCAGGCGGGGCCAAUGUGGGCUACACAGUGUUGCCCGCGCAGUAUGUCACACAGCUCCAGCAGUCCCCGUUCGUCACCUUGGCCAGCAGCACCAGCUUCUCCACGCCCACCAGCGUCCAGACUCAGGCCAGGCUGUCCCUUAAUGGUAGUUUAUCGACAUCUGAUUCUGCUUCAAGGCCACGAAAACCAUGCAACUGCACAAAGUCACAGUGUCUAAAACUUUACUGCGACUGCUUUGCCAAUGGAGAGUUCUGCAAUAACUGCAACUGCACUAACUGCUUCAACAACCUGGAGCAUGAGACGGAGCGCCUCAAAGCCAUCAAGGCCUGUCUGGACCGAAACCCAGAGGCCUUCAAGCCCAAGAUUGGCAAAGGAAAGGAGGGUGAAUCAGACCGGAGGCACAGCAAGGGCUGCAACUGCAAGCGGUCAGGAUGCCUGAAGAACUACUGCGAGUGUUACGAGGCAAAGAUCAUGUGUUCGUCGAUCUGCAAGUGUGUGGGCUGCAAGAACUUUGAGGAGAGCCUGGAGAGGAAGUCACUCAUGCAUCUGGCAGAUGCUGCGGAGGUCCGCGUCCAGCAGCAGACUGCCGCCAAGACCAAGCUCUCCUUCCAGAUCUCAGACUUGCUGACCAGGACUACGCCGGCUGUCACUAGCGGCGGGGGAAAGCUCCCCUACACGUUCGUCACCAAGGAGGUGGCAGAGGCGACCUGCGACUGCUUGAUCGAGCAGGCAGAACAGGCUGAGCUGACCAACCAGCCCCAGGCUGUGGCUGAGAGGAUGAUCCUGGAGGAGUUUGGCCGCUGCCUGAUGAGAAUCAUCAACUCCGCCGGCAAGGCCAAGGCAGACUGUUCCAUUAACUGCUAGGCCCCAAAGUCCAGCAUGUCCAGAGCAGGGGCCUGGGGCCUUCAGGACUGGGCUGAGUUCACCUCACUGAUCCUUAGGCUGGCAUUUAGCUGUCAGAAAUGUAGCAGAGAAGGCCUGUCUGGAGCCCCAACUUCACCAGCUGGCUCCAGUCACAAUGAUGUCAAUGUCUGAGACACAUGCUGGGGCAGCAGACUAGAUGGGGGGGGAAGGACAGAGACCCUGGCUAAGCUAACUACUAUGCCCAACUCAACUCCCUUUGGAGCAUAAGCCUGGAGGGACUCUCACCAAACUCCAAGGGAAUGUAAGACUGCAGAGGUCGCCGCAUAGUCACGUGACCUGGAUCUAUUUGCUUUUGGGGUGUUUUAGAGUGACCGUGUAAAUUUCCGAAGUAGGUAUUUUAAUGAAUUUUUUUUUUCUUUUUUCUUGCCCCCUCUGGUUCUCCAACCCCCCUGCCCCCCCCCCUCCAUCAUAGUGGACCUGUUUCUCCCAGUUCCUUCCUUCCUUGUUUUACAGGCGUUUCAUCCUUACUAAUGGAUGCCUGUGGGAACCGGUGGUAGACGUAUGGCUCAAAGCUCACUUCAUUUUAAUCAUGCUUUUUUUUUGUGCACAGUAGCCAUUGCUGUUGCUUUAAUUGGUGAGUGCGUUUUAAAGAUUUUCUGGGAGAGAGUUAAACGCAGGAAUCAUGAGUGCAUCAGAUGAACAGCUGCAGUUUAUUAGAGAAGCUAAGUUUCAAUUUUUUGACUUGAAAUCCAUGGUCUUUAUCAGCUUAAUACACAAGCUGUACUUCUGCAUUCAACCAAAUAGCUGAAACAGCAUAAUUGCAGUUAUAUCAAUGCAUUGCCAUAAGGCCACUGGCUCAUUUCUACAGCCAUUCUCAGCUUCUGUCCUUUGCAGCAGAGUUGCACCCGUACAGUUUAAACAUGGCACUGGUAUAUUCCCUUUCCCAUUUAUUUUAAGAUGCUUGAAUAUUACUAUUCAGUGUCAUCUGCUUGGAUGGUCAGUAAAAUCUGUACAUUAUUGAUGUACAGCCAGUCAAGCUGUCUGUAAAGGGAGAAAUUUUCCUACUUUAAUUGUGUUCUAAAAAGGCAGUUGAGUGGAUUAUCGUGACAGCGAUUGGAUUAUUAAAUGAAUGUGAUAUUCGAGAGCUUUUGCUGUUUCGCGUAAUUUGUGGGUUUCAUUUGUGGGAUCCCCCCCCCCUCUUUUUUAAUUUAUUUAUUUAACUUUUCCCCCACUAGAUUGACAAACUGCUUUAAUCUUUAACCCUUGAUUUGGAAAUAAAUUAAAAUUUUCAGGUGAGGUAUAACUUCGUAAUGAGGUCGGCGGAUCGUUCAUUUAGCAGGUGGUGUGGCGCUGAUGGAGUUUGAUACCUGUCCCUACUGAACCAUGUUCUCCUGCAUCCUGCUAAAAAAUGGAUUCUGUCCCUGAAGUGCCCCCCUUGGUUUACUUGACUUGAAAGCGCAGUUUUUUUCCUAUAAAGCGACACAUGAAAGGGCUUUAUCAAACUGAAACUGUGUUGUGAAGACUUUUCAGAGUCGAUAAUUGCAGAGUGCCUUCUCUAUGUGGAAUGGUGGGGAGUUUAUCGAUUUCAACUGAUUCAUGCGGAUGAUGAAGAUAUGCAGAUGGUUUUAAGAAAAUUUAAUGAAGUUGAGUCCCGAUAUAACUUUGCCUGGUAUUUUUAUUUAUUCUGUGCUUAAUUUGGAUGCAUUUAGGUGUUUUAAAGGCAUUGUAAACCCGGGUUACUGAAGGGAUUCAUUUUUAAUUUCUUUUUUUUUCUGUAUUGUUAAAAUAACUACAAGAAUGGGAUUAAUGAUGGUUUGUUCCCCAUGAUACACAUGCCUUAAGUUUCUCUUCUACUCAGGGCCUCUAGGAAUAUGGUCCCCACCCUAUUUAACAUGUCGCGUGUCUAAGGUACCUAAGGAGUUUGCUGUAAUGUUGAUAGAGCAGCUGGGGGUAGGCUUACUGUUUCAAAUUAACAAAAAAAAAACAGCUUUUUAGUUUUGACACCUUUUUUUCUUUUUAAAAAAAAAAUAUAUACUUCUGUUUUGAGUUGUAUGAAGAUAUGGCCACAAAGACCUUAUUCCAUAUACAUUAUAUUGCAUUUUAAUUUAAUUUUAGUGUGGGUAUUAUCACUUCUCUGUAGCUUUGAAAUGGUACAACCCCAUUGUGAAUUUAACAUACAGGUUUCCUAAUAUUCCUAACAUGGUAAACCAAUCAUAUCGCAUUUCAUCUUCAUUCAAAUGAAGAAAAAAGCCUGCUCGGAGGUGUUUACAUGUGUCGCCCUACCAAAACGGCCAGGUGUACAUCAUCUUGGGAGCAGCGCAGACAGAGACGGCAGUGUUGGGUCCGCCGCCUCCUCCCAUACUUCACCUGCAUGUCUUUGUGAUGAUGUACAAAAAUGGCCGUCGCUGAUGUGUUCAUGCCUACAAGCACUUCAAAGCAGCUAGCUUUUUCUGAGACCUCCUGAAGUACCCAAGCACAAACAACCCAAACUUGGCCCAUAUGAGUUGUUUUUGGGUCUUUUUUCCCCCUUAUUUCCCAGUUUGUCUACUUCACACUGCAGGAAUCCUUUUGCUAGGAAAAAAGGAACAAACCAGGUCUACAUCAUUCAUUGACUGACCAUUCACCACUAAUCGGUAUUCUGCUGGCCUUUUUAAAGACUCCCCAUAGUUAAUUUUUAUUGGGGGAGAAACCCUGCCUAACUUCAGGUGACUCAACCAUGUGAUCUGUAUAUAAAUGUAAUUUGGUAAAAGGAAAAGUCUCUUUGUACUUUAUCAGUUGCAAUACUUGCUUUUUUCACAACAUAAAUCUGUACUAAUAUGUAAAUGUUUUAUUCUUUCCUGCGCCUCUGCCAUGUGUAUUGAAAGUCUUGUAAGAAUUCUGUAGUAUUUGGAUUUGUGGAUUGUAUAUGUUGAUGUGACCAUUGCUUGUAUUGCGUUGAAAAUGAAACCAAUGUUCUAUUUACUUUUCCCAGUUUUUCCCCAGUGUACUUGUAAACUUUUGUUCUGUCUAGAGAAUUAUUUAAUUUAUCAACCUCAUGUUUAUCCCUAUGGCAAUAUAACACCUAGUAUCUGAGAAUUAAAUAAUUUUUAAUUAUUUGCAAACCUAAAGAUUUAUAUUCAGUAAAACGUGCAUAAAAUGUUCUGUGACCAUGUAUAGUACACAAACUGAAGCAAAUAAAUUUAUACAGUUCUGUAAA
Messenger RNA from Paramormyrops kingsleyae, 6278 nucleotides. RefSeq names its product lin-54 DREAM MuvB core complex component (gene lin54). NCBI's taxonomy places the organism in Eukaryota, Metazoa, Chordata, Actinopteri, Osteoglossiformes, Mormyridae. Gene Ontology annotation, biological process: regulation of DNA-templated transcription. The record is from RefSeq and is a predicted model, not a curated record. Gene Ontology annotation, cellular component: nucleus.